This is a messenger RNA of Pocillopora meandrina, 4260 nucleotides long. The record is from the annotation of a GenBank genome assembly. NCBI's taxonomy places the organism in Eukaryota, Metazoa, Cnidaria, Anthozoa, Scleractinia, Pocilloporidae.
UCCAUACAGAAAAUCCAAGUUAUCCAAAAUCAAAAAAGUUUCCCAACGGAAGAAUUAACAAAUAUAUUGCAGGAAGUGGACAAUCUUAAUCAAGACGUUCAAGAGAAAGAAAAGAAACUGCAAGAAAAAUAUGAUGAACUUCUUGAGAGGGGUAAGGAGCUGCUAGAAAAAGAGGAGCAGCGACAGGUCCUUGAGCAGCAGCUUCUUACAAGUGUGUCUCCAUUUUGUGUUCUUCCCCCAAAACCUACACGCGACGUCACAGGCCGCGAUUCUGAGGUUAGUAACAUUACCCAACAGCUCAGAGCCCUCAAAUGUGCUAAUGAUGAUGCUCUAAGCACCUUGUACAUCUCUGGAAAUCCGGGAAGUGGAAAAUCUCAGCUGGCCCGUCUGGUAGCUGAGCGAUUUUACGACGAAGUCAAAGAAAUUCCUUCUGCGACUUCAUUUGUUAUGACUCUGAAUGCUGAAAAUUCAGAAACGCUUUUGGAAUCCUAUGUCGUUUUCGCUCGACACUGUAAAUGUCCGGAGUAUGCAGUUACAAACACUCUGAAAUCCACAGACCUAUGUGCAGACCAAAAGAUUACAAGGCUUAAGACGCUGAUAGGCGCGAGAAUUUCUUACUAUACGUCAUGGCUGCUGGUAGUCGAUAACGUCAUUAAUGUGUCUCAAAUACAUGGACACUUACCAGAUGCAGGAGACGAACAGUGGGUAAGAGGUCAGUUGCUGAUAACAACACAAGACGCUGUUUCUAUUCCUUUGACAAAUUUUGCAAUCCAGCAUGUCUCAGUAAGCGAAGGAAUGCAUCCAGAUGAUGCCCGCUCGUUGUUAACACUCCUAUCAGGAGUGAAUGAUGGUGAAAUGGAAGAUGAAAUUGCACAGGCAUUAGACUAUCAACCUCUUGCCUUAGCGAGUGCCUCCAUUUAUGUGCGAGAAGUUCGGCAGAGUAAAGUAUCUAUGAACUUUGGCUGGAGCGACUACCUAAAGAAGCUCGUAGACGGUCAACGAGGUACGACGGAGGCUAUUCUUACUGAGACAAAUCCAAGCUACCAGAAGUCCAUGACAACAGCAAUAACACUUGCAGUGGAAAACGCGAUGGCGACCGACAGAGUUAUUAAUCACCUGUUCACUUUUCUUGCUCUUUGUUCACCUCAGCCAAUACUUCAAGAAGUCGCCGUCAAUUACAUUAUGGAAAUGGAUAAAGAAUUUAGUGAUAAAGAGUGGAUCAGAUCAAGGAUAAAUCGGUGUUCAUUGUUGUUAUCUGAAGAAGAAGGAGACAGCGUCUAUAUCCGAGUGCAUGGAAUCGUUCGUUAUGUACUUGAUUCUUUAAAAACAAAUUAUGCAAAGGAUUUAUACAUCGAAGCCGUCGUUGGGGCUGUUGCAUCAUUCGCCAAGUUCGAUGAACUAGAUACCUUUAUCAUCGGUUCAAAAAUUGUUCCCCACCUAGGAAAAUUAAUCCUGAAGGCUAAAUGUCUGUCUUCUAUACAAGAAUUAUCUCACGUCAGGAAAAUGGGUGUUAUUCCCUUUCGAAAUUACCUUAAUGACCUUCCGAUCCUAGGAAAUAUGUGCCUUAACCAUUGUGAAUACGAAGCUGCAAUGACCUACUUCGAAGUGGCCUCGAAAAUUAUACACUCAGGUGAUGCAAACGACGCUCUGGGAAAAGCAAAACUCUAUCUCCUUGUGGGAACCGCACACAAAUGUAAGGGUAACUUCGAGCAAGCGAAGAACUAUCAUACGCGUGCACUGGAAAUUCAUCUGAAACAGCUUGGACCUGAGCAUGUAUAUGUCGCAGCUUCUUACAAUAACCUAGGUACUGCAUACAGUGAUCUAGGUGAUUUCCAGAAAGCAAAAGAAAACCAUGCACGUGCAUUAGACAUUUACCUGAAACAGCUCGGACCAGAACAUGUAGAUGUGGCAGCCUCUUACAAUAACCUGGGUAUUGUAUACAGUGAUCUAGGUGAUUUCCAGAAAGCAGAGGACUACCAUGCACGUGCACUGGACAUUCGUCUUAAACAGCUUGGACCUGAGCAAACUCUUGUCGCAGCUUCUUACGAUAACCUGGGUACUGUAUACAGUCAUCUAAGUAGUUUCCAGCAAGCAAAGGACAACCAUGCACGUGCACUGGACAUUUAUCUGAAACAGCUCGGACCUGAGCAUGUAGAUGUCGCAGCCUCGUACAAUAACUUGGGUACUGUAUAUAGUGACCUAGGUGAUUUCCAGAAAGCAAAGGACUACCAUGCACGUGCACUGGACAUUCGUCUGAGACAUAUCGGACCUUGGCAUAUAGAUGUCGCAACUUCUUACAAUAACCUGGGUAAUGUAUUCAGUGGUUUAGGUGAUUUCCGCCAAGCAGAGGAUUGCCUUGCACGUGCACUGGACAUUCGUCUGAAACAGCUCGGACCUAAGCACGUAGAUGUCGCAACUUCAUACAAUAAUCUGGGUACUGUAUACAGAAAUCUAGGUGAUUUCCAGCGAGCAAAGGACUACCAUGAACGUGCAUUGGAGAUUAAUCUGAAAGAGCUCGGACCUAAGCAUGUAGAUGUCGCAACUUCUUGCAAAAGCCUGGGUACUAUAUACAGUGAACCAGGUGAUUUCCUGCAAGCAAGAGACAACCAUGCACAAGCAAAAAAAUGUGAGGGUAACUUCGAGCAAGCGCACAAGCACCAUACUCGUGCACUGGACAUUCAUCUGAAACAGCUCGGACCUGAGCAUGUGGAAGUGGCAGCUUCUUACAAUAACCUAGGUACUGUGUACAAUGAUCUAGGUGAUUUCCAGCAAGCCAAGGACUACCUUGUACGUGCACUGGACAUUCGUCUGAAACAUCUCGGACCUAUGCAUGUAGAGGUAGCAAAUUCUUACAAUAACCUGGGCAAUGUCUGUAGAGAUUUAUGUGAUUUUCACCAAGCACAGAGCAACCAUACACGUGCAUUAGACAUUUAUCUAAAACAACUCGGACCCAAUCAUGUAGCUGUUGCAGAUUCUUACAAUAACUUAGGUACUGUAUACAGUGAUCUAGGUGAUUUCCAGCAAGCAAAGGACCACCAUACACGUGCACUGGGCAUCCGUCUGAAGCAUUUCGGACCUAAGCAUGUAGAUGUAGCAAAUUCUUACAAUAGCCUGGGUAAUGUGUACGGUGAUCUAGGUGAUUUCCACCAAGCAAAGGUCUACCUUGCGCUUGCACUGGACAUUCGUCUGAAACAGCUCGGACCUGAGCAUAUAGUUGUCGCAGAUUCCUACAAUAAUCUGGGCACUGUAUACAGUGAUCUAGGCGAUUUCCAGCAAGCAAAGGACAACUAUGUACGUACACUGGACAUUCGUCUGGAACAGCUCGGACCUGAGCAUGUAGAUGUCGCAGCUUCUUACAAUAACCUGGGUACUGUAUACAGUGAUCUAGGUGAUUUCCAGAGAGCAAAGGAUAACCAUGCACGUGCACUAGAAAUUUAUCUGAAACAGCUCGGACUUGAGCAUGUAGAUGUGGCAGCCUCUUACAAUAACCUGGGUACUGUAUUCAGUGAUCUAGGUGAUUUUCAGCAAGCAAAGGAUUACCACGCACGUGCACUGGACAUUCGUGUGAAACAGCUCGGACCUGAGCAUGUAGAUGUCGCAGCUUCUUACAAUAACCUGGGUACUGUAUACAGAAAUCUAAGUGAUCUCCAGAAAGCAAAGCACAACCAUGUACGUGCACUGGACAUUCGUGAGAAACAACUCGGACCUGAGCAUGUAGAUGUGGCAGCUUCUUACAAUAACCUGGGUACUGUAUACAGUGAUCUAGACUGUUUCCAGGAAGCAAAGGACAAUUAUGCACGUGCACUGGACAUUCGUCUGAAACAGCUUGGACCCGAGCAUGGAAAUGUCGCAUCUUCCUACAAUAACCUGGGUACUGUGUACAAUGAUCUAGUUGAUUUCCAGCGAGCAAAGGACUUCCAUACACGUGCACUAGACAUUCGUCUGAAACAGCUCGGACCUGAGCAUGUAGAUGUCGCAGGUUCUUUCAAUAACCUGGGUACUCUAUACAGAAAUGUAAGUGAUUUCCAGCAAGCAAUGCACUACCAUGUAGUUGCACUGGACAUUUGCCUGAAACAGCUCGGACGUAAUCAUCUUAAAGUUGAAGAAACUUAUGAAAAUAUUGGUGACGCACACAAUGAUCAGCGUCACGAUGAGGAGGCGAAAAAGAACUAUAAUCAUGCUUUGGCGAUUUGUGUUCGAAACCUUGGCCCCGGACACGUUAAAGUUAAAAUUAUUCAGAAUAAGCUGGCUCAAUUAUAG